GGGGAGAUCUCACGAGAAGUAGACACACCGCGAAAACUUGUGGUACCGAAACGGACUCCUCUCGUUUGGCGCUCAGUUUUGGGUUUCGCCCUAAUGCCGCGUCGCCGGCGUUACGCCUUCCGUGGUGGAGGAGUAACAAUCGAAGAAUUCGAGGAACCUGAGGAAGACGAAUACGAGUAUGACGAGCCGGACGAAGAAGAGGAGGAAGAAUACAUCAGAGUAGCAGGCCCACAUAGGGUUUCACAGAGCGAGAGUGAAGAGGAAGAGAAUCAGAGAAGGUCUGAAGGAGUUUGUUCGACUUCAGGGUCGCAGGAGGAUAUGGGAAGGAAAGCCGGCGAGACUGAGGGAAUAGCGUGCUUGAUCUGUAUGGAAGUUUGGACCGACGGCGGCGAACACCAAGUUUCGUCAAUCAGAGUUUUGAACUGUAUAGAGCCACUUGUAUGGAGUUGUAGCGUCUCUUUCCCCAAUUUUCUAACUCCUGUCUUUCUUACCGAUGAUUCAAGCUGUCUUCCUUGUGGACACUUGUAUGGAUUUUCCUGCAUCAAGAAGUGGUUGCAGCAGCGGCGAAGUGCAGGGAAGUGUCCCCAAUGCAACAGAACCUGUAGCCUGAAAGAUGUCCGUAAAAUUUUUGCAUCACGGAUUACUGCAGUAGACGACGAAGCACACAUGAGAAUCGUAUUCCUCGAGACCAAGUUACUUUCAAUCGAACAGAAGACUGCGAGUUGGAGUAACAAAGAAGCUCAAUGGAAAAAAACUGAAGCAGAGCUACGAUUAGAAGUUAAUAAGCUGAAAAAGAAGAUAGCUAGUAUGGAAAGCACGACUAAGGGUGUACAGAUAGAGUCUAAUGUGGCUUCUCAAGAGCAAUAUAUACCUGGUCAUAGGAUCUACCAAGAACACCAUGGACAUGCACCUUCUUCCAGCUUCAGGCAUCAGGGAGAACUGCUAGUUAACGGUGGUCGCAUAUUUGACAUUGAUGGUGGUAGACAGAUUUUAUUACUGGCCCGUAGGCUCCCAGGGGUUGGUGGAACGUUUGUGCUUUCGCAAAUGAGCCUAAAUUCUGGUGAAAUUGAUGAUAUACUGUUGCCCCCUGCCACUAAAGCAAUUAAAGAUCUUCACCUUUCCCCUCACAAUAACGGGCUUGCAGUUUUCGGUUCUCUAGGGAAGAAAUUAUCUAUUAUAAGCUUGGAGAGCCACAAUACUGUCCUAUCUUAUAGUCUACCGGCUGCACCUUGGUCUUGUUCAUGGGAUCGCAACAGUUCUCACCAUAUUUAUGCUGGACUACAGAACGGUAUGGUUUUAGUGUUUGACAUGCGUCAAACCAUGAGACCUUUCGCAUCGUUGGCGGGCUUAACAAGCAAUCCAGUUCAUACUAUCCAUCAUCUCUCGGCCAAUUCCACUCCAACCACUGAUGUAUGUUCCCUCUUGUCGGCUUCUUCCAUCGGGCUUUGUCAGUGGAACAUUAAUGGCAGCGAGGGAAGGCCAUCGUUGCUUUCUGAAACAGGAAACCCAGGGGUUUGCAUUUCGUCCUCGUAUUGUCCUCGGAGUGAUCAUAUUGUUGCUUCGUAUAGACCGAGAGUUGUAUCUUCUGAUGAUACAAUCCCGACUCAGCCUUCGUCGACUCAAACAGGAGUAAAUAAUAGCAGUAUCGGUGUAGAGGGAUCGCAUGUUUGUCUCAAGAGAAGAGGUGUUGAUUCUUUUUAUCAGAAACUGUCAUCCACACCUGCUUCGGUAGAUACCAUCCGUUUGCCAAGAACAGCGAUCAUAGACUUUGGCGAGCAAAGAACGCAGCUUUUUGCAUCUUGUGAGGAGUCCACUCGCGAGCUCAUCCUGCAAGAUCCUUCCUCUUUUACCGUCUCCCAACGGCUCCCAUUGGCAAGUCAUCAUCCGCUUCAAGACGUGAAAUACGCUCACGUGAAUGGCUCCGGUCUGCUCGGUCUCUUAACCGAUGAUAGAUUGCAGCUUCUUAGAAACGAAUCUUCAUGA
Messenger RNA from Thlaspi arvense, 1983 nucleotides. The record is from the annotation of a GenBank genome assembly. Lineage: Eukaryota; Viridiplantae; Streptophyta; Magnoliopsida; Brassicales; Brassicaceae.